AUGAUUCACAAAUCAUCCCUUCAAAUUCAAUCUAUGGCGUGGACAAAUUAUUCAUUAACCGAAAAAAAAAUAAAAGAUCUGACUAAGAGAACAAACACAAUCAAAAAUCAAAUACAAAAAAUUCUAAUUAUAAAAGACAAGAAAAACGAAUUUCUAACUCAAGAAAUAAAUAGUAGUUCUAACAAAAUAAGUUAUCAGGAUAAAAUAUUAGAAUCAUCAAAAAAAUUUUGGCAAAUAGUAAAAAGAAGAAAUAUUCGAUUAAUCCGGAAAUUCUAUUUUUUUAUAAAUUUUUUCAUUGAAAAGAUAUACAUGGAUAUUCUUCUAUAUAUCAUUAAUAUUCCAAGAACCAAUACCCAACUUUUUCUUGAAUCAACAAAAAAAAUGAUUGAGAACUUCAUUCACAAUAAUGAAGCAAAUCAAGAAAGAAUUAAUAAAACAACUAAAAAUACAACUCAUUUUAUUUCAACUAUAAAAACCUCACUUUCUUCACUUUCUAAUAUUAGUAUUAGAAAUAAAAAUGAAAAAGCUUUUUGUGACUUAUCCUCCCUCUCACAAGCAUAUGUAUUUUACAAAUUAUCACAAACCCAAGUUAUUAGUUUUUAUAAAUUCAAACCUAUCCUUCAAUAUCAUGGAACAUCUCUUUUUCUUAAAAAUGAAAUAAAAGAUUAUUUUGAAGAACGGGGAGUAUCUCAUUCCAGAUUAAGACAUCAUUAUGGGUUAAGACAGAAAAUUGUUUGGCAUUCUGGAAUGAAUGAAUGGAAAAACUGGUUAAGGAGUCGUUAUCAAUACGAUUUAGUUCAGAAUAGAUGGCUAAAAUUAGGACCAGGACAAUGGCGAAAUAGAGUCAAUCAACACUAUCUGGCUCAAAAUAAACAUUUAACAAAAUGGGAUUCAGAUGAAAAAGAAAGAUUAAUUCAUUACGAAAAAAAAUGAUUUUCAAGCGAACUCAUUACUAACUCAAGAAUAUAAACUGAAUCAAGAACAAAAAUAUAAAAAAUCUAAUUUUAAAAAACACUAUGGAUAUGAUUUUUUAUCAUAUAAAUCUAUUAAUUAUCAAGAUAAGAGGGACCCGUAUGCUUAUGGAUCACCAUUCCAAGUAAAUAAGAGGGAAGAGAGUUCUUAUCAUUACAACAUGGAUAAACAAAAUUUUUUUGAUACACUGAGGGAUAUCCCCAUCCAUAAUUAUCUAGGAGAAGGCGAUAUCCUAGAUGCUAUGGGGAAUUUUUCGCACAGAAAGUUUUUUAAUUGGAGAAUUCUUGAUUUUUGUCUUAGAAAUAAGGUCGAUAUUGAGUCCUGGGUCGAUACCAGUACCAAGAGUAAGAAAAAUAUUAAGACUGUGGUUAAGAAUUAUCAAAUAAUUGAUAAAAUGGACCUUUUUUAUUUCACAAUUUAUCAAGAUCAAGAAAGCAACCCAUCCAAUAAAAAAGGAAGCCAUUUUGAUUGGAUGGGACUGAAUGAAGAAAUACUAAGUCAUCCUAUACCGAAUCUAGAACUUUGGUUCUUCCCAGAAUUUGUGCUGCUAUAUAAUGCAUAUAAGGUUAAACCAUGGAUCAUACCAAUAAAAUUACUUCUUUUCAAUUUUAAUGGAAAUAGGAACAUUAAUAAAAUAUUAUUGAAAAUAAAAAAAGGGACUCCCUUAUAGCACCAAACGAAAAACAAAUUAUUGGAUUAGAGAAUCGAAAUCAAGAAGAAAAAGAACCCAUAGGUGAAGGGGGUCUUGUAUCAGAUGCACAAAAACAAGGAAAUUUUAAAUCCGUUCUCUCAAACCAAGAAAAAGAUGUUGAAGAAGAUUAUGAUAAAUCAGACAAAAAAAACGUAGAAAGAAAAAGCAAUACAAGAGCAACACGGAAGCAGAGCUUGAUUUCUUCCUAAAAAGGUAUUUGCGUUUUCAAUUGAGAUGGGAUGAUUCUUUAAAUCAAAGAAUAAUCAAUAAUAUCAAAGUAUAUUGCCUCCUGCUUAGACUGAUAAAUCCAAACGAAAUUGUUAUAUCCUCUAUUCAACGGGGAGAGAUGAAUCUGGAUAUUUUGAUGAUUCAGAAGGAUUUAACUCUUAGAGAA
This is a messenger RNA of Gossypium arboreum, 2057 nucleotides long. RefSeq names its product protein TIC 214-like. Lineage: Eukaryota; Viridiplantae; Streptophyta; Magnoliopsida; Malvales; Malvaceae. The record is from RefSeq and is a predicted model, not a curated record. Bases 1 to 933 code for a protein of 310 amino acids. The transcript has a single exon.